This is a messenger RNA of Pleuronectes platessa (European plaice), 1976 nucleotides long. RefSeq names its product claudin 11a (gene cldn11a). NCBI's taxonomy places the organism in Eukaryota, Metazoa, Chordata, Actinopteri, Pleuronectiformes, Pleuronectidae. The record is from RefSeq and is a predicted model, not a curated record. The transcript has 3 exons. Gene Ontology annotation, molecular function: structural molecule activity. Gene Ontology annotation, cellular component: plasma membrane; bicellular tight junction. Gene Ontology annotation, biological process: cell adhesion; bicellular tight junction assembly. Bases 403 to 1062 code for a protein of 219 amino acids.
GCUUCACUGACUCGUCUGAUGCGUCUGAGUGUUUCGCUCCAACUUUUUGAAGAAGCAAAACAAGUCAGGGAAUUUCUUUUUUUGUCCACACAUGCAAAGUCUCUGAUUGGCUGGAAGUUCUGGAGUAGUUUUUCUCUCCUCUGCUGAACCUCCCCCUAUAAAAACCUAUGAUGACAUGAAGGCUUGAUUCUUUUGAAGUGCGCAACUGAGCAAAAUUGAUGGAAUUACGGAGUUGGCAGAGGAAAAGUAAACUUUGACACUGGACGAACUCGUGGAAUAUCGCUUCUAAUAUCAGAGUUAAGGCUGUUAUUUCACAGUUGGGCUGCUUUUCUCAGCUUCAUCCCUUUUUCUAACGGUUUCUGAACUCGGGAGUUAAAGCGAUCUUUACGCACAGUCUGCGCCAUGGUGAACUCGUGUCUCCAACUGAGCGGCUUCCUCGUCAGCUGCCUCGGCUGGCUGGGCAUCAUCAUCGCGACGGCCACCAACGACUGGGUGAACAUGUGUAAAUACGGUUUGAACACCUGCAAGAAGAUGGAUGAGCUGGGAGCCAAGGGACCCUGGGCGGAGUGCGUCAUCUCCACGGGACUGUACCACUGCGUGUCCCUGACGCAGAUCCUGGAACUGCCAGCCUACAUCCAGACCACUCGCGCCCUGAUGAUCACAGGUUCGAUCCUGGGUCUCCCGGCUGUGGGGAUGCUCCUCAUGUCCAUGCCCUGCAUCAACCUUGGCAACGAGCCGCAGAGCUCCAAGAACAGACGCACCAUCCUGGGAGGGGUCCUCAUAUUCAUAGUUGCGUUGUGCGGUAUGGUUUCCACGGUCUGGUUUCCCAUCGGAGCUCACCAGGAGCACGGCCUCAUGUCCUUCGGCUUCUCCCUCUACACCGGCUGGGUGGGCACUAUUUUCUCCCUGCUGGGCGGCUGCAUCCUCACCUGCUGCACAGCGGAUUCCUCCUCCUCCUCCUCCUCCUACCAGGAGAACAACCGCUUCUACUACUCCAAACAGGGGGGCGGCAACCAGCCACCCGCCCCCUCCACCAAUCACGCCAAGAGCGCCCACGUCUGAGCCGGGGGGAGAUGGUGGCUCCCUCGUGGAAGUGCAGGGGGACUGUAGCUAUAGUCUGUAUAUAGAGACCGAUACACAAGGGGCAAACAAACACACAUUCAACACAAGAAGUAUUAGAUGCACACCUGUGCUGUGAGAGGAGACACGUUCACACACUCAUUCAUGUUGGUUUAAAGUAGAAGGGGAAAUUCAUGGAUGAGCAUAAACACACACAGAAAGGAGACACUCACACAUCCAGACACACACAGACCUGCUUUUGUUGGAGCUCUUUUUCCAUCAGUGGAUUGUUGUGUCCACCUCAGAGCUCGUCUUCCUCCGAGUGUGGACUCAAACCACGAAGUUCCUAAUCACCUGAGGUCUCGUGGACUGAAACAUCGAUCUUCUAUAUCACUUCUAUUUUUCUAUUACGCAUCUAUCGAGGUGAAAUCUCAUGAGCGGCUUCGUUGAUGAUUACGUUUUUAAAUCCUGAUGUGUCAUUUUGAUGAGAGCAGGGUAUGACAGUGUUAACAUUGUGUAUUUUUUAUUUUUGUCAUUCCUAUCAAACAACUCUAUGGUGCAUUUUGCUUCGUGACUGAUAAAAAGAAAGGUGUCAUUGGUUUUAUCGAGCUUCUCCAGGAAGACAAGUUGAAUGAUGGGAGGUUAAAAUCCCAGGAGAGCUUUUUGCUUUAAAUGUUUUACAGUCUGCAUUAGAGCCUUAACAUGAGCACUGACCUGGCAGCAAUAACUUACUAGAGAAAACUUUCACCUUUUGUCCAGAUCAGUCAUUUCCUAUUCGUGUCUCAUCAUCUAAAAUCAACAUUACACAUUCAUCUUUGACUAACAUGCUCUUGCUUUAGGUGUGGACACCGACCGAGAGACAAAACAGCAGCUUAACCUGUAACGUUUUCUGUGUUCCACUUGUAUGCGUUUAAAAA